CAAAAAAAGGCAAAACCAACCCGAUUCCACCAUAAUCAAUUUUCCUCUUUUGUUUUCUUUCUACCGUUGGCCGAGCCAGUGUGUCAUAAACAGUACAGAUCCUUCGUGUCGUUAACCAUGGCUACCAUCGUUCUUGGUGUUCAGUGGGGAGAUGAGGGCAAAGGCAAACUUUGUGAUAUCCUCAGCUCUGAUGCAGACAUCUGCGCAAGAGGAACGGGGGGCAGGAACUGCGGGCACACCGUCGUCGCGAAUGGGGUUACCUACGACUUCCACAUGCUGCCCUCGGGCCUCGUGAACCCCUCGACAACCAACCUGAUCGGGUCAGGGGUUGUCCUCCACGUGCCCACGUUCUUCUCCGAGCUCGCCACUCUGGAGCAGAAGGGCCUGCCGCGGGUCCGCGAGAGGCUCAAGGUCUCCACCCGCUGCGCCCUGAAUCUCGACCUCCACGCCGUCGCGGACCGCAUGCGAGAGGAGAACCUCGGUGCCAAGAAGAUCGGCACCACGGGGCAGGGCAUAGGGCCCGCCUACAGCGCGAAGGCGGAGCGGUCUCACUGCGUCAUUGUCGCGGACCUCUUCGAGGAUGGCGGCGUCUUCGAAGAUAAGAUCAGGACCCUGGCUCAGGUGUACGCGAGGACCUUUGGCCGGGACUUGAUCGACUACGAUGUCGAGGAGGAGAUCUCGAAGUUGAAGGAAUACCGUUCCCAACUGCUGCCCUUCUGCGUGGAUGACGUCGAGUUCCUCGAGGAGGCGCAGAAGCAGAACAAGAAGAUCAUGGUGGAAGGGGCGCAGUCGGCCAUGCUGGACAACACCUACGGCACGUACCCGUUCGUGACGUCCACGUCGACGACGCUCGGCGGCAUAAUGUCGGGGCUGAACCUCAACCGCCGCAAGAUCGACGCCGUGGUCGGCGUCCUCAAGGCGUACACGACGCGCGUGGGCGCCGGGCCGUUCCCGACCGAGCAGCCCGGGGAGGUGGGCACGACGCUGCGGGAGCGGGGCCACGAGGUCGGAGUGACGACGGGCCGGCCGCGGCGGUGCGGCUGGCUGGACCUGGUUGUGGCGCGGUACUCCAACGCGGUCAACGCCUACGACGUGCUCAACGUGACCAAGCUCGACGUCCUCGACACCCUCGGCGAGAUCCGCGUCGCGGUCGCGUACGUGCACCCGGACACGCGCGAGACCAUCGCCACCUUCCCCGCCAGCGCGGGGCUCCUGGACCGCGUCGAGGUCGUCUAUAAGACCAUGAAGGGCUGGAACACGCCAACGACGCACACCAAGACGUUUGGGGCCCUCCCUGUCGAGGCACGCGAGUACGUCAACUUCAUCGAGGAGUUUGUCGGGGUCAAGGUUCGGUGGAUCGGGUGUGGGCCGAGGAGGGAGGACAUCAUCGUCAAGGAGGAUUAGAGGAAAGGACUAUCUUGUCACGUUGCCGUCCGAGGUCGGGCGGAUCUUGCUUCUGGCGUUGGUAAGUUUUACUCUUUCCCUUGAACUGACAAAUGCCCGCAGAAGAGGUGGCGGGGCCAAGGUGGGAGGGAGAGAUCCCUCCACCUCAUUCCCCAACAGUCUCUUGGGAACGUAGUGAAGCAUUAUACCGGGAAAAAUAUUUAAAAACGGAACUCCUAAGUGCGUCUCGGGCCGAGUCAACGGCGGCAAGGCAAUGCCGUGCAAAGUGGCUGCGAAUUUGUUAGGCGAUCGUAUUGGUAGACAAAUCAUAAACUUGCUUGUUUG
Molecule: messenger RNA, 1728 nt
Organism: Phialemonium atrogriseum
Lineage: Eukaryota; Fungi; Ascomycota; Sordariomycetes; Cephalothecales; Cephalothecaceae
Product: Adenylosuccinate synthetase
Exons: 6
Coding region: 118-1404 (428 amino acids)
Biological process (GO): 'de novo' AMP biosynthetic process; IMP metabolic process
Cellular component (GO): cytoplasm
Molecular function (GO): adenylosuccinate synthase activity; GTP binding
Source: RefSeq, a predicted model, not a curated record